AAAGCUCCGUGGACUGGCAGGCGCUUCCGUGCCCGGAGUGUGAGGUCGCCGCUGUUUUUUCCGUGGAGUAGUGCCCCUUGUCCGCGUCUCGCGGGCUCUUCCGAACUUCUGGGAUUUAUGCUUGGGACGCGCAACGACCUGGCGAUCGACUUAGGGGAAAAGAAUGCUUGGCGGAGACCGCAGCCUGACUUCUCCAAGAGGACUGAACGGAGGCAGAGGGAGUGACUCCUGGGCUGCUGACAGCAAAGCUCCACGUGCUCUGCCAGGCACAGCUCUGCCUUCCUGGGAUCUGUGUACCUCAGUACUCUGCACAUCCCCCGAAGCAGGAGGAAAAAUGAUCACGUUCAAAGAGGCGGUGGCGUUCAGGGAUGUGGCUGUGGUCUUCACGGAGGAGGAGCUGGGGCUGCUGGACGCUGCCCAGAGGGAGCUGUACCGAGACGUGAUGCUGGAGAACUUCAGGAACCUGCUCUCUGUGGGAGGCAAGAUCCAAAGUGAGAUGGAGACUGUCUCAGAAGCAGAACCACAUGAAGAGCUUUCCUGCUGGCAGAUUGGGCAACAAAUUGCAAGUGACUUAACCAGCUGUCAAGACUCCACGAUAAAGAGUUUUCAGUUCCUCAAACAAGAUGAUUCACCCAGCCAGGUUGGGGCAGGGUUAUCUAUAACUCACACAGGCCAGAAACCUUACCAGUGUAAUGAAUGUAAAAAAGCCUUCAGUGAUGUCUCCAACUUUGAUCUUCAUCAACAAAUACACUCAGGAGAGAAGUCUCAUACAUGUAGUGAGUGUGGAAAAAGCUUCUGUUAUAGCUCAGCACUUCGUAUUCAUCAGAGAGUACACUCGGGAGAGAAACGCUAUAAGUGUGAUGAGUGUGGUAAAGAAUUCAGUCAGAGCUCACGUCUGCAAACUCAUCAGAAAGUCCACACCGUAGAGAAACCAUUCAGGUGUGAGCAGUGUGGGAAAGGCUUCAGUCGUAGAUCAACACUUACUGUUCAUUGCAAAUUACACUCGGGAGAGAAACCUUACAAUUGUGAUGAAUGUGGGAGGGCCUUCAUUCACGCUUCGCAUCUUCAGGAACAUCAGAGAAUCCACACUGGGGAGAAACCAUUCAAAUGUGAUAUAUGUGGUAAGAACUUCCGUCGUAGAUCAGCACUUAAUAGUCAUUGCAUGGUCCACACGGGAGAGAAACCAUACAAAUGUGAAGACUGUGGGAAGUGCUUUACUUGUAGCUCAAAUCUUCAUAUCCAUCAGAGGGUCCACACAGGAGAAAAACCUUAUAAAUGUGAGGAAUGUGGUAAGUGCUUUAUUCAGCCUUCACAGUUUCAGGCCCAUCGGAGAAUCCACACUGGAGAGAAACCAUAUGUAUGUAAAGUGUGUGGUAAGGGCUUCAUUUACAGUUCAAGUUUUCAAGCCCAUCAGGGAGUCCACACAGGAGAGAAACCAUACAAAUGUGAUGAGUGUGGGAAGAGCUUCAGGAUGAAAAUCCAUUAUCAAGUUCAUCUGGUGGUCCACACAGGAGAGAAACCCUAUAAAUGUGAGAUAUGUGGGAAGGGCUUCCGUCAGAGUUCAUAUCUUAAAAUCCAUCUGAAGGCCCACAGUGUAGAGAAACCUUAUAAAUGUGAGGAGUGUGGGCAGGGUUUCAAUCAGAGUUUGCGACUUCAGAUUCACCAGCUGAUCCAUACCGGAGAGAAACCAUACAAGUGUGAAGAGUGUGGGAAGGGAUUCAGUCGUAGAGCAGAUCUUAAAAUCCAUUGUAGAAUCCACACAGGAGAGAAGCCAUAUAAUUGUGAGGAGUGUGGGAAAGUAUUCAGUCAGGCCUCACAUCUUCUGACCCAUCAGAGAGUCCACAGUGGAGAGAAACCAUUCAAGUGUGAAGAGUGUGGCAAGAGCUUCAGUCGGAGUUCACACCUUCAAGCCCAUCAAAAAGUCCACACUGGAGAAAAGCCAUACAGAUGUGAGGAGUGUGGGAAGGGCUUCAAGUGGAGCUUGAAUCUUGACAUGCAUCAGAGGGUCCACACAGGUGAGAAGCCAUAUGUGUGUGGAGAGUGUGGUAAGCACUUCAGUCAGGCCUCAAGCCUUCAGCUUCAUCAGAGUGUCCACACUGGAGAGAAACCGUACAAAUGUGAGGUGUGUGGGAAAGUCUUUAGUCGGUCUUCACAACUUCAGUAUCAUAGGCGAGUUCACACAGGGGAGAAACCUUACAAGUGUGAGAUGUGUGGUAAGAGCUUCACUAACAGUUCAACAUUGGCUCAAAAUAGUAUGAUUCACACAGGACAAAAUCCUUACCAGUGUAAUGAAUGUAAAAAAACCUUCAGUGAUCUCUCCACUUUUGACCUUCACCAGCAAUUACACUCAAAAGAAAAGUCUCAUACAUGUAGUGAGUGUGGAAAAGGCUUCCGUUAUAGCUCAGUUCUUCAUAUUCAUCAGAGAGUUCACAUGGGAGAGAAACACUAUAAGUGUGAUGAGUGUGGUAAGGAAUUCAAUGAGAGCUCACAUCUGCAAACUCAUCAGAAAGUCCACACUGUAGCGAAACCUUUCAAAUGUGAGCAAUGUGGGAAAGGCUUCAGUCGUAGAUCAGCACUAACUGUUCAUUGCAAAGUCCACACGGGAGAGAAACCUUAUAAUUGUGAGGAGUGUGGGAGGGCCUUCAGUCAGGCCUCUCAUCUUCAGGACCAUCAGCGAGUCCACACUGGAGAGAAACCAUUCAAAUGUGAUGCAUGUGGUAAGAGCUUCAGUCGGAAUUCACACCUUCAGUCCCAUCAGAGAGUCCAUACAGGAGAGAAACCGUACAAAUGUGAGGAGUGUGGGAAGGGCUUUAUUUGUAGCUCAAAUCUACACAUUCAUCAGAGGGUCCACACAGGAGAAAAACCCUACAAGUGUGAGGAAUGUGGUAAAGGCUUUAGUCGGCCUUCAAGUCUUCAGGCCCAUCAGGGAGUCCACACUGGAGAGAAAUCAUACGUAUGUAAUGUGUGUGCUAAAGGCUUUACUCUGAGUUCAAAUCUGCAAGCACAUCAGCGAGUCCACACAGGAGAGAAACCAUACAAAUGUGAUGAGUGUGGGAAGAGCUUCAGGAGGAACUCGCAUUAUCAAGUUCAUCUGGUGGUCCACACAGGAGAGAAACCCUAUAAAUGUGAGGUAUGUGGGAAGGGCUUUAGUCAGAGUUCAUAUCUUCAAAUCCAUCAAAAGGCCCACAGUGUAGAGAAACCUUAUAAAUGUGAGGAGUGUGGGCAGGGUUUCAAUCAGAGUUCACGACUUCAGAUUCACCAGCUUAUCCAUACUGGAGAGAAACCAUACAAGUGUGAAGAGUGUGGGAAGGGAUUCAGUCGUAGAGCAGAUCUUAAAAUCCAUUGUAGAAUCCACACAGGAGAGAAGCCGUAUAAUUGUGAGGAGUGUGGGAAAGUAUUCAGGCAGGCCUCAAAUCUUCUGGCCCAUCAGCGAGUCCACAGUGGAGAAAAACCAUUCAAAUGUGAAGAAUGUGGGAAGAGCUUUGGUCGGAGUUCACACCUUCAAGCCCAUCAAAAAGUCCACACUGGAGAAAAGCCAUACAAAUGUGAGGAGUGUGGGAAGGGCUUCAAGUGGAGCUUGAAUCUUGACAUGCAUCAGAGAGUCCACACAGGUGAGAAGCCAUAUAAGUGUGGGGAGUGCGGUAAGCACUUCAGUCAGGCCUCAAGCCUUCAACUUCAUCAGAGUGUCCACACUGGAGAGAAACCAUACAAAUGUGAGGUGUGUGGGAAAGUCUUCAGUCGGUCUUCACAGCUACAGUCUCAUCAGAGAGUUCACACGGGAGAGAAACCUUACAAGUGUGAAAUAUGUGGUAAGAGCUUCAGUUGGAGAUCAAAUCUUACAAUUCAUCACAGAAUCCAUGCUGGUGAGAAAUCCUAUAAAAGUGAUAGGGGUGGUAAGAACAUCAGAGGCUCCACACAGGAAAGAAGUUCUAUAAAAUGAUUUUUUAAAAAACGUGUGUCACGUGAAUUCUUCCAAUCAUCGUGUUCAAAAGAAAAAAUAAUUUUUGUCAUUAAAGUCAUUGUUUCAGCCAUAGCUCAACAUACCCCAGUAGUCAGGAGGCCACUCAGCUGAAAACUCUUGUAAGUGGUGCAGUAAGGGCUUCAGGUUGAACUUUGACCUUUAUUAAGUAUUACUCAGGGGAGAGGUCUUAGAAAAUGAGUUUUAUCAGGCCUUGUGCAGAAGUAUGAUGGGUGUGCCAAAAUUAAUACCUGUUAGAAUGUAAUCUCCAUGAUUGCAGAGACUUUUGUUCUGAAUCUGCAUAGUCUUAACAUUGCCAAGUACUUGAUAGGUGCUCAAAUAUUUGUUAAAUUAAUAAAUGGGAAAAAUGUAUAUUUGAAAAUUGUGUUGAGAUCACCUCCACAAUUUCAUAAAAAUUUGUAUUCAGAGCAGAUAACCUAAAUGUGGCCUUAAUAAAAUUAAUUCAGGGAGACAAAGAGUUGAAAUGUCAGAAAACCAGUCAGUACUGCCAUCUGUCAUCUGUCUUAAUUUGGCAUUGCUCUGUUGUGAUUAGCUCUUGGUCUCCCGUCAGCUUCUCAUCAAGUUAAGUCUUACCAUCUUGGACUUUGUCUAGUAUUCUAUUGAUUUUAUGCAGUAUAAACUCAAUUGUCUUUUGUGACAGUAUAGACUGAAAAAUGGAUUGUUAAUCUUGCAAUAAUAAGACUUUUUUUUUAAGAAUGUCAAGGCAGGGGUUUAAGUAUCAGAAAGAGUUACUAAUGACCAACAUUUCUUAGUAAAUGUUGACUUGAUCAUUGGUUUCUUAUUCUCCACAUUUCCAUCCGGCUUUGAUGUGAUUAUCUUCGAAGGGUUUUAGCAUUAUUUUAAUCAAAACUUCUUAGGUGGAGAGGCUUUGUCAAGUAGAUGACUUUUGGCACGUUCUCUACCCCAUUACUCCUUCUUCUCCCCAGCCUGAGAAAGAAGGGAAAAAAUUAUUUGUUGGAAUUUGAUAAUUUCAUCAAAUACGUUGAUGAUUGGGGCAUGACUGACUUUCACGCUUUUUCCUACCAGUGGAUUGAAAAAUUGCUUUUCAAAGAGAAGUUGGUCAGUAUAUGUCAAAAUAUAGGUUGUGAAUCCCUUUGAUCUGAAAGUCAUAGAAUAGGAACUUAUGAUUAGGAGAUUCAAAUAGAAAAGCUGAGUAGCAUAUAAUGAUGUUACUAAAAUUUGGAAAGUGGCAAUAAAUAUUCAUCAAUACGAAUUGAAGUACGUUUUGAUAUGCAACAAGAGAUCCAUUAAAAUGAUGGUUAAGACUUAAUGGCAUAAGAAGGUAACAGUUUGAUGUAGUUCAGGAACAUCACAUAUCUUAAACUUGUGUGUGUCUAUGAGUGUGUUAAAAAUGCAUCCGAUCAUGUGUGAAGGGAUAUUCUGUUCACCUGUAAAUAAACAGUGUCAAGAAAGAUUUUCAGGGAUUUUUCCACAUUUAACUUCCAUAUUUUUAAUUUUGUAUUGGCCAUUAAUUUUACAGUAAAAUACUGUUAUGGUGACAUAGGUAGUAAAACUGUAAAAUAUAAUUUGAAAAAUUACUAAGAACAUACUAAUCCCUUAUAGUAAGUAAUCCUAUCCUGUGGCAUAUUAGGCCAAAAUUAAGGAAUAGAACUCUGGAAAUGAAUUUUAAAAAGAAAAACGUUGCAUGGUUCAAAGAUUCAGAUACGUUAGUGAGUGUAACUAUAUAUUUGUAAUUAAUGCAUUUGAAGUUUAGGCAUAAAUCCAUGCGACCUAGAAGAUUCUAGUGUAACAUCAACAGUAGAAAUUUAUACAUCCUAGUUCUUGCCAGACACCCCUACAGGAUGAAUGGAUAGUCCAGAGUACUGGCUUGUCCUUUCAAGUGUUUGGUCUGAUUGGGGAAGUAGCUGGGUCUUCCGGGCACUAUGGCACAGACACCCUUGAGCUGUGGGAAAAAAGAAUGAUGAAAAAAUUGUUUACAAAGGAAUAGUGAAUGGGCAAAUCCUGAUGACAGAGUGGAAAUACGUUAGUUUUGGAGGUAAAAUUUAACAAAGAUUCCCUAAGGAAAAGAUGUGCAUGGGGGCGGAACUGAGCAUGAUGGGAACAAGCUGUUGAGGAGGUUUGAAUACUGUUUCCUACCUAGUCAUUUUGCUGUUGUUAAAUGCUUUUUUGGUGAAAAGGCUUUACUCAGCAAAGGGUGUAAAUAAUAUGAGAGGCAGGUUUCCAAAAUUGAUUUCUUAGACCAUGCCUUCACAUGCAUGUAAAGUCCAUGCUACUUCAAAUUAUGUUAGAUAGAAAUCCUGUACCUGCCAUGUUUUGUUUUUAGUGGAUAUCAGGAUGACCCACCAACUCUUAAGGUAAUUUGUAAUUUAGUGGGUUAAGUCAAGGAAUGGCAAACUACCUCCUGUGGGCCAAAUCUGGCCCACUGCCUUUAAAGCUUUAUUGGAACAUAGCAAUGCCCGUUCAUUUAUGUAUCAUCUAUGGCUGCUUUCUCAUAGCAAUGACAGAAUUUAGUAGUUGUGACAAACACU
Messenger RNA from Diceros bicornis minor, 6468 nucleotides. Its product is annotated as zinc finger protein 234. Bases 164 to 3940 code for a protein of 1258 amino acids. Gene Ontology annotation, molecular function: recombination hotspot binding; histone H3K4 methyltransferase activity; DNA-binding transcription factor activity, RNA polymerase II-specific. Gene Ontology annotation, cellular component: nucleus. The transcript has 7 exons. Gene Ontology annotation, biological process: regulation of transcription by RNA polymerase II; positive regulation of reciprocal meiotic recombination. Lineage: Eukaryota; Metazoa; Chordata; Mammalia; Perissodactyla; Rhinocerotidae. The record is from RefSeq and is a predicted model, not a curated record.